Bufo bufo (common toad) is the source of this 3681-nucleotide messenger RNA. It is a transcript of the gene HASPIN, whose product is annotated as histone H3 associated protein kinase. The coding region runs from base 185 to 3271 and encodes 1028 amino acids. NCBI's taxonomy places the organism in Eukaryota, Metazoa, Chordata, Amphibia, Anura, Bufonidae. The record is from RefSeq and is a predicted model, not a curated record. Gene Ontology annotation, molecular function: histone H3T3 kinase activity; ATP binding. The transcript has 16 exons. Gene Ontology annotation, biological process: mitotic cell cycle; intracellular signal transduction; protein phosphorylation. Gene Ontology annotation, cellular component: nucleus; cytoplasm.
GCGACCGCUCUAACCGCAUUGAUGUAGAUGCAUCAUCGAAGAUGAACGGGUCCCGAAAACCGUGAACCGAGCUGCCCGUUCUAAAGAUGGCGGAGGAGCGCGCGUCAUAUGACGAAGGCGGGAAGUUUAAAUCCUGGGAGGAACCGGAAGUUAAAGUAGUGGAUCCGAGGCGCAGAGAAGUGGUAUGGCAGCACGAUCUGGGCGUGCUCGGGGUGGUGUUAUAAAGACGUACGCACGGCAGCGUCCUCUGCAGAGGAUUGAACCUCAGAAUUGUUUUUCUCUUGCGGAUCGGCAGCAUCUCUUCUCCAGCUCGUCCUCUCACCUUGAGUCUUCAUGUGACGCCGUUUCCUGUGAAGACCCCGACUUUUCACCUAAGAGGAAGGUGAACCUGUCCCGUAGAAGACGGAAUCGGAGGCCAGAGAGACGGACGCUUCCCAAGAAAAAGAAAUCUCUGCAGCCACCAAGGAAGAGCCAGAGGAAGGCGAGCUCCUCCACCCAGUCUAAUAGUGGCGAGAAGGAGAACGAUGAGUGGCUCCAUCCAUCUUCACCAGUUGUCGUUUCAACACCUUUUAAGUUUGUGACCUUUCGUCGUAAAGCCUCAGGUCUUGGGGUCACCAUGAAGCCUUUGAGCAGUAAACAGAGAAAGCAAGCGCGUCCCUUGCGGUCUCCGGACUCGUUAUGUGACUUUAAAGCUGAUGGUCUGAGGAAGAAGAGGAGGAUGUGCACAGAUGUCACCAAUCUCCUGAGCUCCUCGGCCGAGGCUCUGCCCAGUCCUCUUCAGAAGCCACCCCUUCUCUCCAGCACACCCUCUGUGAUGCUGACCGCUGUGCCCAGGACGGGAAAGGCCUUUGUUAGACAACUGGCUUUGUCUGAACCCCUGGAGGACAGCAUAGUCAUCUGUAGUGCAGACUCGGAGUCCUUCCAUCAUACGAAUAAGCCACAAAGUGAAGUCAUUAUCUCACAUGAAGAGAGACGUAACGUGUCUCAGGCGUCUGGUGAAGAACGCGGGAAAAACGCAAUGGAGUUCAAAACUCCCCGAGCUGACUCCUUAGAGAAGGAAAGUUUUGGGUCUGGGGUGAAACGCCUGAUCAUUAAAACGAGCAGUGACCGAAAGCUGCCGUCUGUUUGUCUUCUGUCUCCUGUCCUGGUAUCCUCUCCUGAGUCCCAGUCUGUUGUCUUCAUUGAUGAGGGGAAGUUGAAGUCUGGUUUCCAGGAACAUAACGAUGAUGUCUUAGACGCCAGUGCUGAACUGUUCUCAAGUGAUUUCACAUCAGACAACGAGGGGACUGCUCCGGCCCACCAGGUGCCGCACUGCAGCAGCAACUCCACGCUCCAAGAAAACAAGGUUCUGGUCAGCAGACGUUCUUCCUGGUACUUUAGUAGAUUUUCUCCAAACAAGUGGAAAUAUUUCAGAAGAAAACAUUUUCAGCCAUUUGUUAGAUUAAAUUCCCAGAUUGUGACCGAGUAUUUUCAGCAGAGGAGUAAAGAUCGGAAUAAGAGCAGUGACAUUCAUCCCGAUGUAUUGGUGGACACGAACGGCGUUACUGCGCUGGUGAUGGAGCGGUGUCGGAACAGGAGGCAGCCCGUGGUGAGUCUCGACUCUGCCGCAGUCUCUACGUAUCUUCUGAAGAAGGAUGAGGCAUCCAAGGAGCUGGAGAACACAGGUGCUCUACCCAGGAAUGAAGACUCUGCAGUGCUGGCCCUCGGCUGCCGCUCCCCCAUUUCCCAGACUAUUAAGACUCCCCAGGUCACGACCUCUGUGCUGAAGACAAAGAUGCAGAACUCUGUGGCUCCACAGACCAUAGGCACCGGCAGGAAGGUUUGCAUCAGUGGCUUCAGUGCCAAGAGAUGGGGCACGCUGAGGAAAAAAACAGCCACCAAAACCCAGCAGCAGCUCUGCUUCCAGGACCGGUCGAGAGAGGAUCUCGGUGUUGGUGACACACACUCCUCUUCUCUACUGUUCUCCUCUUCUCUGUUGACGUCGUCAUUCUUGAACUCGACGGCUGUCAUGAACCUCAAUUUAUCUACAGAAUCCCUGACUGCUCGAGACCCUCAGAAAGAUCAUCAGCGCUGGGCACGACUACGUGCAGCUCUGUCCCUCCACAGAAGGAAGAAAGUUGAAGCUGGAUCUCCUUCCAGUUGUCUGGUGGAGAGAAGAAGUGGAGGAAGGAUGCUGAUGAGCCCCCAGAACUCGUCUCUGCUCCUGCUGUCGCCCUUCCAGUCAUCUCUCUGCACACACGAGCUCACAGAUGCUGAGAAGGUGCUUGCCGAAUGUCAGCAGGACGAGCCUAUCCCCUUCUAUCAGUGCCUCACCCGGGAUCAGCUCCGUUGCUGUCAGAAAGUGGGGGAAGGGGUGUAUGGUGAAGUGUUCCGGACCCUGCGAGGGGAGCAGCAUGUGGCCCUGAAGGUCAUCCCCAUAGAAGGUUCCCAGAAGGUUAAUGGGGAGCAUCAGAAGAGUUUUGCGGAAAUUCUCCCAGAAAUCAUCAUUUCCAAGGAGCUCAGCUUACUGAGUGACGGAGAAGAGAAUCAGACCAGCGGCUUCAUCCAGUUGCAUUCAGCUCACUGUGUGCAGGGUUCGUAUCCACCGGAGUUACUUUCAGCGUGGGACACGUUUGCAGAAGAGAAGGGAACAGAGAAUGAGCGGCCCGACUUGUUUGGACCUGAGCAGCUCUUCAUGAUCUUGGAGUUUGAGUUUGGUGGAGAAGACCUUGAGCGAAUAAGUUCAAAGCUGCCGUCUGUGGCUGCCUCCCGUAGUAUCCUGCACCAGGUGACUGCCGCCCUGGCCGUGGCUGAAGAAGAGCUGAGAUUUGAGCACAGGGAUUUACACUGGGGCAAUCUCCUGAUUGAGAAGUCGCCAUCUUGCACUAUGUCGAUAUCUUUGAAUGGUGAGAUAUUUGACAUUCCCAAUGCUGGGAUACAGGUGAAGAUCAUUGACUACACUCUGUCUCGCCUGGACAAAGAUGGACUUACCGUGUUCUGUGAUCUGUCCACGGAUGAGGAGCUUUUCCUGGGAGAGGGAGAUCUACAGUUUGAUGUGUAUAGAAUGAUGAGACAAGAGAACCAGAACGUCUGGUCCUCAUAUAAGCCGCAUUCUAAUGUCCUGUGGCUGCACUAUCUGUGUGAUAAGCUUCUUAGUGAAGUGAAGUAUAUAAAGAAGCCAACAUCUGCCCCCCAGCGUCGGGAGCUGCGCCGACUGCAGGAUUUCAGGAGAGAGGUGCGACACUUUGGAUCUGCCACAGAAGUACUGAAGAGAAGUAGUCUCUUUAGGUGACCUAACCCUUGAAUGCUCCCAGAAGUUUCCUCCAACCAGCGCCACCUUCCUGUAAGGACUACUCCCGGAUCCGAUGUGACUUAAGCCUCUAUGUGCUCAGUUGGCAGUACAAGGGGAGAGCGCCAUCAGAUGGUCCUUGUGAGCUGCGCCACUUGAUUUUAUUUUGAACUGGUUGCUAUAAUUAAAGGUUCUCGAGUGUUAAUGUUGGAUCCUCCUGCUAUUCGGCUUCCGUUGUACUGGGGAUCCGCCAGUAUUUUAUCUUUUUAUUGCUGUGUAUUCUUUAUAAUGUAAAGCACUGGACUGACCCGGUGUAGAUGGGAGAUGACUGUCAUAUCCUUUGUACAGAAAUAAUUAGAAAGUGUUGGACUGAGGAGCAUUCAUGUCAAUAAAGCAGAAGUCUCUUCUGUGGA